UAAAUCAAACAACGCAUACAAAAUACAAAUUUACAACUUACAAAUUACAAAUUUACAAAAUAACAAAUUUUCAAACAAGUCGCAAGUCUGAGACCCAGCACAACAAAAACAACAACAACAGCAACAGUUACCGCAACUACAACAAAUAUAAUUUAAUAUAAUUAAGCAACAAUUAGCGAAUAUUUAACAAACUUCAUUUCGCAUGGCUGCCGUUUACAACAACAACAACAACAACAAUAUCUUUCAACACGACAAAUUAAAGUACAAAUCAAAUAAAAUUUUGAAUUUUUCAACUUACAAAUUUUGGAAUAACAAGUAAAUAGUAGUAGCACGUAUACAACAAAUAAAUUAUGAAUACAACAAACAAAUAAUUAUAUUUAUAUAUCAACUGUAAGAAUAAUAUUCAAAUACAAAUUUUACAAACAAAACAAAAUAUAAUGAAAUAUGCACAAAGCACGCGAGCUACGCGAGUUCAAAGUUCAAAGUAUAAAUUUAUGAAAAACCCAGAAAAUUAAAUCAACUUUUAAGCAACCAACAAAUCGAACGAAAAACUACCUCAAGAGCAGUGAGCGUGUACAAAACGUAAAGAUUUCAAUACGAAUUACGAAUUAUCUAACUCUGCCAACCAGUGUGUACAAACUAUAUAAAUAUACAUAUACUAAUUAAUAUAUAUGCACGUAGAUAUAUACUUCUACAUUUGACAUCUGAGCCCGUUCCCCUCCCCCGCGCAGUUCGAUCGGGACUGCGCAGCCAUGCGAUUGUGCGGACUUAAAUGGCGUCCACAAUAAUCGCACAGAGCAGCACAGGCGGCCCCGUCGAUCCGUCAACUGCAGCGAACAGCAGCAGCACCGGCAGCAACGCCAGCAGCAACACCCUGCCGCCAAUAUCAGCAACUGUUGCUUCGGCAGCUGCCGACCUGCACAACACGCAUCUCAAUCAGCUGAACAGCCUCAGCCAACACUAUACGACGCCGUAUCAUCAUCACUACCAGCAGCAGCACUUGCAGCACCAACAGCACCAACAGCAACAUCAGCAACACCAGCAGCAGCAGCAGCAGCAGCAACAGCAGCAACAGCAGCAGCAGCAACAGCAGCAGCAGCAACAACUACAGCAGCAACAUUACCAGCAGCAGCAAUCGCUAGCGGAGCAACAGUCUCAGCACUGGGACUAUUAUGCACGGCAGCAGCCAACGGCGCCUGCCAACAAUUCCAGCAACACCAACAACAACAACAGCAGCAACAGCAACAGCGAGAACAACAACAGCAGCAACACCAAUGUUGCAACACCCCUGGGCAGCAGCAGCAGCAAUGCGAAUGGCACUGCUGCCAGUGUUAACAAUGGCCACAGCCACAGCCACAGCCACGGCCACGCCCAUGGCCAGCGCAUACAUGGCACACACAACAGUGAUACCGUUGCUGCUGCCUCCGCCGCCGCCGCCGCUGCCGCAGCAGCAGCAGUAGGCCCCAACGGCAACGGCAACGGCACCAACGCAAACGCCAACGCCAACGCCAACUCCAACUCGAACUCCAACUCUAACGGCAGCUACACACGUCCCUGGGAAAUGGAGUCCAAGGACAAUCAGCCGCCCCAGAGCCAGACACACCCACAGUUUCAGUCGCAGCCGCAGUCGCAGGCGCAGUCGCAGUCGCAGCCAAAGAGCGGCUUUGAGCCCUUCUCAAAGCUGCCCUCAUUCCAGAGUCAAUUCCAUGGCUACAAUGAUCAGCUCAUGCCCGACGGCACGCCCAUGCCGCUGCCGAUUGGAGCCGCUGCAGCAGCAGCAGCGGCCGCCGCAGGAGCUGGGCCCGGCGCUACUGCAGCAGGACUCGGCUCGCUGCAAACGGUGGCCAUGUCGCCGGCGAGCAUCUCGGUCAGCUCGCCGGGCAUGAUGAGCGUCGGGUCGCCGCUGACGCAGCUGCCGGGCAUGCAGACGAGCAUCACGCCGCCGUCGGGCAGCUUCACGCCGCUGGGCGCUCCGCCGCCGCCGCCGAAUGCAUUUCAUCACAUGCACUCGCACCAUCGGGCGACCGGAGCGGGCGCCUAUCCGCUGAUGCCGGCAGCCACCGCUGCAUUCGGCGACUUGCAGCUGUACCAGCCCCUGACGCCGGGCCUGCCGCCGCUGAUCAAGAAGGAGUCGAUGGCUCCGUCGGCUGGCGCGGACUAUGACAUGCUAACGGGCAGCAUGCUGCUCAAGAAGGAGGACUUUGAUCUCAACAGCAACAGUGGCGCACACCAGCUGCAUGGCCAUCCUGGCCUGGGUGUGGGCGUGGCUGUGGGCAUGCACACGCCCACGUCGUACGACGGGAACAACAGCAACAGCUUCCCGCACGCGGCCAGCAGCAGCGGCAGCCACACGCCGCACACCACGCAGCCGCUAACGCCGACGCCGACGACGACGACGGCGCCCAUCAAGGUGGAGAAGCUGCUGCAGUCGCCGAUAGCUCGGCUGGACGCGCGAAAGAAGGAGCGGCGGAAACAGCGGCCCAACUCGCUCGAGUCCAGCGCCGAGAGCGAGGCCAGCGGCAUGGACGUGGACCCCAGCGGCGGCAAUCCCGGACAGGUGGACGCCGUCAGCAGCACGGCCAACUUCAAGAGUCCGCUGAGCGCCCUGGGCAUGGGCGACAGCAACGACGCGAACGCCAGUGGAUGCGACAAGCAGUCGAAGAAGAAGCGCAAGCGCUGCGGCGAGUGCGUCGGCUGCCAGCGCAAGGAUAACUGCGGCGAGUGCGCCCCCUGCCGCAACGACAAGAGCCACCAGAUCUGCAAGCAGCGCCGCUGCGAGAAGCUCACCGAGAAGAAGGAACCCAAAGCAAAGCCCAUCGUUUACGGUGCCGACGGCCAACCCGUUCGUGCCGAUGCGAAGCGCGGACGCGGCAAGGGCAAGGCGACUGGCGCCAAUGCCGUCGUCGUCAAUGCCACCGCAGUAGCCGCUGGCAAUGGAACACCAACAACUGGGUCACGCGCCCGCAAAACCUCCACCAAAGCAAAUAAACUGAAUGCAUCCGCCGUUGGCAUUGCAGCCGCAUCAGCAACAUCGCCGCGUCUAAGUCCAGCGCCAGCAACAGCAACAUUGUUGCCGCAGCAAUCGCCAAAUACCACAACAGCAACAGUUGCAGCCGCCGGCAGCUUGCAGCAGCAGCAACAAUAUCAACAGCAGCAACUGCAGCAGCAAUUGUUGUCGCACCAGCAACAGCCGCAGCCGCAGCAGCAGCUUCAACAACAACAUCAACAGCAGUCGCAGCACUAUCAGCAGCAGCCGGAGCCGCAACAGCAUUUCCAUCAGCAGCAACAUUUGCAGCAGCAGCAGCAUCAAUCGCAGCAUCACCAGCAGCAGCACGCACAGCAGCAACAGCAGCAACAUUUGCACCAGCAGCAACAUCAAAUAACCGCACAAAUACAAACCAUGAAGGAUCAACCGCAGCAACCCAUGGCACCCAUGGCCUUCUAUCCCACAUGGCAGGCGGAUCCGUCACAGGGGUGGCAGAACCAGUUCAUACAGCAAAUACCACAGAAUACUCCAGCCAUCACAUCACUCAACUCCUUGGAUUUCCAGACACAGUCCUACGCCUAUCCAUCAAAUGGCUACGUGCAGACGGGUCUCGGCUUCGAUCCCAACUACGGCCGCUCCCCGUACGGUGCGCCCGUGCAGCGCUACGAUUUCCAAAGCCAGCAGCUCUCGAGUGCGCCCAUCAACCAGGUGGGUCUGCAGAGCGUCGCGGCGGGCUUUCCGCCGGGCGGCGUUAGCUAUGCCGGGCAGGUGUCUACGGCGCCGGCGCCACCAGCAGUUGGCCUGCAGCAGCAACAGCAGCAGCAGCAACAGCAUCUGGGCGGCGAUCUGAGCAAGAGCAUGUCGGGAAACGACACGCCUGGAUAUCCGCGGGUGAGCAGCGUGCCGCCGCGCUCACUCAACUGUAACGGGUAUCCAGGCGAUUUCAGCGGUUCUCAGCAACAACAACAGCCACAACAACAACAACAACAGACGACAACAGCAACGCCCAGCGGUGCAGCCACGCCCACAGCCACUGGGCCUGGUAAUGCGGUGGUUUCCCAGCCAGCCAGCUCUCCCAUGCAGCAGCAGCCCCAAACGGUGCCGCCAUCCCCCACACGCAGCCUCAUACAGCAGCAGCAACAGCAACAGCAGCAGCAACAGCAGCAACAACAGCAGCAGCAGCCACGCCUUGUCUCCCAGUCGCCCAGUCAAGUGCCGCAAUCACCGAACGGCAACGGCCUUCAGCCGUACGGCAGCAGCGUGCAGCCCCAGCAGCAGCAGCAGACACAUCCACAUCUUGCCUCGCCGCCCAUGCAGGACUGGAACUGGAGCAAUCAGCAGCAGCAGCAGCAGCAGCAGCAACAGCAACAGCCGCCCUCUGCACAGCAGCAGCAGCUGACGAACGACGGCUACCCGGCGCAGGGUCAGGGCGAACGCUUGCAUCUGAAUACGCGCAUCAAGUCGAUGAUCAUGCGCAAGAGCGAUUCCAAGGAUGCCCCGCCCGACAUUCAGCUGCAAGGCCAGACAGCUGGCGCAACUGCCGCGCAGCAGCAGCAGCAGCAGCAGCAACAGCAAACCGGUCAUUUUUUAUCGUAUAGCCACCAUCUCCGGCCCGACACGGCGCUGAGCGCCAACGGCUCGAGCAGCAUCGCACCCCCGCUGGGCGCUGCCGAGCCCAUCGGAGGUGGUGGCGAUCAGAUCUGGAAGCCGCACCACGCCAACUCGUUUAAGAAGCCCAGCGUGGGCAGCGGCUACGCCGGCACAGACCAUCAGUUGCAGCUGCAGCUGCAGCAACAUCAGCCAGGACAGCACAUGACCAUCAGCCAUGCGGAGCAGCCGCCCCAGCCACCAUCCAUGCCCAUACAGCCGCCGGUGCAGCCUCAGCCCAAGAAGUCGCGGAAUCGCAGCAAGGCGAGCCGCGCCGCUGCCGCUGCCGCAGAAGCAGCGGCUGCUGAGAUUGAAAGGGAUCGCAAUGCGAACGAUCCGGGUGGCGGAGGCCUCAAGGCCCUGGGCGCACACUAUCCGCCUCCGCCGGGCAGCGGGCAGGAGUACCACGGCCAAUAUAUCAAAACGGAGCCGGGCCUGUUGCCCCCUCCGCCGCCAGGCGGGCAGCCCAACAAGAUGGAGGGCUACGAGCGUAACUACCAGAACUUCAUUCAGUAUGCCGACUUCUGCCAGAACGACGGACAGGGGCAGCCGGUGCAGCAGCACCAGCAGGAGUAUGCCGGCUACCACCACAACUCGCCGUACUACGGCGCAGGAGCCGGCAGCUUCCAGCAGAACUUUCAGCAGAGCUUUGUGCCCGGCUAUCAGGCAGCAGCGGCGUACGGGAGCCGUGGUAAGCUGCCAUCGAACUCUGUGCACCACGCGCCCCACGGCCACGGGCACGGGCACGGCAACAGCAUGCUGGAGCUGGACCGGAAGCCGGACACGAACAGCAUCAUACCACUGCCCACCAACUACGAGCAGGACAUACCAGCGCACGCGUACCCCAUUCCGGCUCAUCGCUAUGCGCUGGGCCAUGGAGCACCACCGCCUCCGCCCCACCUCAGCCACCACGGCAUGCUGGAGUCCAAGCUGGACGACAUGGGCAUGCUGGGCCAUGGUCACGGCCACGGCCAUGGCUAUCCAUAUCUCGGUGAGGGUAAGCCGCUGAACAAUGGCUUCUCCUGCUGUCGUCAAGGCGGCACCCGGCCACCCACAGAGGAGCACCUCAAGGGCGGCACGUGCCUGGGCCUGAGCAUUCAGCCCAAGGAGGAGCUCCUGGACGAGGAUGAGUUGGCCGAGGCGCACAAUGGCGUCAAGGCCAAGACGAAGAAGCAAAAGCAGGAGGAGAUACCUGAGAUAAUUGUGAAGCACGAGAAGAUCAAUCCCAUGUUCGAUACGACGGAUCGCCUCGAGAAGGGCAACAAAACCGAGAUACCCGAAUGCGAAUGCUUCCAGUCCGACAAGAAUCCACCCGAGCCGGGCACUUACUAUACGCAUUUGGGCACCGCAUCUACGCUGAUGGAGCUGCGACGGGAGUUCGAGGAACGGUGCCAUCUGACGGGUCGUCAGCUGCGCAUCGAGAAGAUCGUCUACACGGGCAAGGAGGGCAAGACCAGUCAGGGCUGCCCGGUGGCCAAGUGGGUGAUCAGGCGCGCCGAUCCCGAGGAGAAGAUACUUGUGGUUGUCAAGAAGCGUCCCGGUCACAGGUGCAUUGCCGCCUAUAUUGUCGUAUGCAUGGUGGCCUGGGAUGGGAUGCCGCGCAAGGAGGCGGACGAUGCCUAUGUGAACCUCAUACCCAAGCUCAACAAGUUCGGGCUACCCACGACGCGCCGUUGCGCGACUAAUGAGAAUCGCACCUGUGCCUGCCAAGGGCUGGAUCCGGAGUCAUCAGGCGCCUCUUACAGCUUUGGCUGCAGCUGGUCCAUGUACUACAAUGGCUGCAAGUACGCCCGCUCGAAGACCGUGCGCAAGUUCCGGCUGUCGGUGAAGAGCGAGGAGGCGGCCAUCGAGGACCACAUGAAUCUGAUUGCCACGCUGCUGGCGCCAGUGUUCAAACAGGUGUGUCCGCGCUCCUACGACAAUCAGACCAAGUACGAGCAUGAGGCAUCCGACUGCCGGCUCGGCCUCGAGCCGGGCAAGCCCUUCUCGGGGGUAACCGCCUGCCUGGACUUCUGCGCCCACUCGCACCGCGACCUGCACAACAUGCAGGACGGCUGCACCGUUCACGUGGCCCUGCUCAAGCCCAGCAACCGCGAUACCCACCUGCCCGACGACGAGCAGUUCCACGUCCUGCCGCUCUACACGAUGGACGGCACCGACGAGUUCGAGAGCGUCGAGGGGCAGCGUGAUAAGCAUCGCACCGGAGCUGUGCAAAUGCUGGACAAAUUUCCCUGCGAAGUACGCGUGCGCUCCACGCCGCUGAUACCUUGUCGCCGGCACGGCAAGAAGCGCAAGGAGGACGAAGCCGCGACGCCGGAUGGCGACCAUGACGCAGCCGCUGACGGCAGCAGUCAGAGCUCCAGCAACGGCGCCCAAUCGCAGGCCCAGCAAGCGUCGUCCCAGCAGAGCAGUCCGCCCGGCCUGGCCUCUGCUCACAUCAAGAAGGAGAACGGCGCCAGCAAUGGCAGCAGCGCCGGCAACAAUGCCAGCAACAGCAACAACAAUAACAAAUCAAAGUCCAAGGCCAAGUCGAGCUCCAGUGCAUCCACGCCGGGCUCGGCGCCGCCAACGACGCCCUCGCCACGCUGCCAGACGCCCGUCACAAACAACCCCAGUCCGGCGGGCAGCGCAUUCAGCACGCCGCCCGUCAAUCAGCACGCCGGCAAUCCGAACGCCAGCAACAACAGCUCGGCAGCAGGAGUUGGAGCAGGUCCGCCGGGCGGGCAGCCCAACCAGCUGAUGAGCUCGAACUCGAGCCUCAUGAACAUGGCCACGAUGAUAGACACGUUCACGGACGCCCAGCUACAGUCCAACCAGAUCUCGAGCACCGUGCUAGACUCGCCCUACUCCUACGACUACCAGACGGGCUCCUACAUCGACUCGCGCAACUACUACGGCAACUGGCCGGCCCACGCCAUGGGCAUGGCCGCUGGCAGUGCGGCCCUCACGCCGACCACGCCCACGGCGCCGAUGGCGCAGCACGCGCACACUGUGACGCCACCGACAGCAGCAGCAGGAGCUUCUGCAACUGCAGCGACAGCGGCCUCGGCAACAACCGUUUCUCCAGCCGCAACAGGCACAGCUAUGCCGCCCGUCACGCCCGCCACGGUGACCCCCACGCCCACUCAGCACGACGCUAGCAAUGGCUACACGUCCAGCUACAACAACCUGGCAACGCCAGCACUGGGCACACAGCAACACCAGCAGCAGCAGCAGCAGUUGCAACAGCAGCAACAUCAGCAGCACGGUGUCGAUGUGGCCGGCGCUGUUGCUGGUGGUGAGCUUAAGGGCCGCGUCAGCGAGGAGAACCCCGACUCGACGACGCUGGUCAAUCACUCACUGGUCGAGAGUAAGUUAACCGCUUUGACAGCCAUGCAACCCAUGACUAAUCUAGCACCACUCCACCACCACCACCACCACCAUCCGCACACGCCAGAGGGCUUCGUCAAGCCAAAGCCGCCGCCCAGCGACUACCAGUACUCGCAGUACCCGAACAACUAUCAGAUGUACCCGCCUCCGCCGCCGCCGCCGCACUCCGCCUACUCCGCGUACGACGCCUACCAGAACAUGAACUACAACUACGGCUACCACCACCAGGCGUACUCGCCGUACGGCAUGUAUCCGCAGCAGACGCCGCCGCCCACGCCGCCACCGCCCUCGCCCAACUGGAAUGUCUACGGCCAUCACCAGGGCUCUGGGGGCUACGGCCCGGGGGCUGGAGGGGCUGGUGGGACACUGCUGGCCACGCACGGCCCGGUGCCAUCCGGAGCCACGCUGGUCAAGCCAACGGUGCCAACCGCUGUGCCGCAGCAGCAACAGCAGCAGCAACAACAACAGCAACAGCAGCUGCAGCAGCCGCAGCAACAGCAGCUGCAACAGCAACAGCAACAGCAGCAGCAACAGUUGCCAGCAACACCGCCUCAAACUAUUUUGCCCGACUUGAGCAAUGGCCAGCUGCCCGUGGAGCCCACUGCAGCAAGUGCUGUUGAGGUGCCGCCGCUUGGCAACAACAGCAACAAUAGCAACAGCAGCAACAGCAACAGCAACGAUGCCAACGGCAACGCGGCUGGCGCUGGCGGCAACACGACGGCAACAACUGUGGCGCCAGCCAGCACCAACUCGACCAAGAUCGAGCCAAUUGGCGAGGUGGCCGAGAUCAAUGAGAACAUUGAGGCGUUCCAGGAUCCGCAGAUGGGCGGCGUGGCCAUUGCGCUGAAUCACGGCAGCGUGCUGAUCGAGUGCGCCAAGCACGAGAUGCAUGCGACGACAGCCGUGCGGCGACCGGAUCGCCACCACCCGACGCGCAUGACCCUGAUCUUCUACCAGCACCGCAACUUGAAUCGUGCCAGGCACGGCAUCGACGAGUGGGAGGAGAAGAUGCGCGUGAAGAAGAUCAACACGGACCUCGACAACAAAGCCAAAGAGGAGCGCGAGCGUCUGCUGAAGAAGGCAGCCGGCGAGGACGACGAGGACGAGGAUAUGCCUGACGAGCAGCUGGCGGCGACUGCAACCCCGACCCUGCCCACCAUCAAGAAGGAGAACAGUGGGAGUGGUGGCGCCAUUAAGAAUGGGGCCAGUGGCAGCAAGAAGAAGAAGAGCGAGGCCAGCAAGAAGACACAGUCGAACAACAACAACAGCACCAACAACAACAACAACAAUAGCGAGCAGCCAAAAAACGAGAAAGUUGCCCUCCACGCACCAACACUAACAACAACGUCGUGGACGACCCUGUUCCCUAUGCACCCAUGCGUAGUUACGGGGCCCUACCAGGAGGGCAAUAGCAGUCCAACAUCGUCCACGAAUGGCAGCGCCACCAAUGGCACCAGCAACAGCAACAGCAAUGCCAAUGGCCCCACAGCGCAGCAGGCAACGACUCCAGGAGCCGUGCCGCCUCCUCCGGCGCCGCAGCCGUUGCAGCAAGCCUGAGCGCCUACCACCGCCAGAUGGGGAUAGGCGCCUACUACUACUGGUAGUUGUUUGACAAACGACUGAAAGAUAUUCUCAUAAUAACUAUUUUUGUAAACGCGUCCUGAUACCGUGUGCCAUACGAGGGGGUUGGGGUUGGGGCUGUGGGAUUGAGAUUAGGAUUGGGGAGCAGGCAACGCAGUUGCAAUUGGAUAUACCCGGUCAGCAUGCAGUAAUACACUACCAAAGCUCCACUACAUUCACAGCAACAAUAACAACAACAACAGCAACAGCAACACACUCACAUAUGCAUACAUACACUCUCACACAAGCCUAGUUCACGAACUGGAUGAGAAUGCAGUUAGAUUCAUAUUCAUAUACAUAUACAUACAUACAUAUAGGAAACGAAGAAGAAGAAGAAGAAGAAUGAAGAAAAUCUAUGUUUUUUAGCGCAGCUAUAUUGUUGGCAAUUUCUGUUAAAUGAUUUAUUUUUUACAUUUUGUUCUCUCCUUCUGUUAAGAAUCAAACAAAGCAAACUACAGAACAAACACUAGAAAACGGAAACUGAUGAACUAAAAGAAACAACAACAAAAACCUAAUAAACUAAAUUGCUAAAGUAAUGUUUGCUUGAGCUUCUAUUAUGAGCAAAUCAAUGACGAAAUACAAAUACAAAUCAAGAAAAACAAAAACAAAAGAAUAAAUAAAUAAAAAAACACUCAUUAGUGGAGGGAUACUCGUAAAAGAUCAUUGCCAAAAGUACAAAUAAACCAAUUUUUAAAGCAAACUAGAAACAACGUAAACAAUUUCGCAAACAACUAAACAAAAUACAAAACAAAAACACUUAUAAAUAGUUGCUAACAAUUUUUACUACACCGAAAUAAAAUAUAUUUUCCAUUUAGCUUUUAGCAUUCGUCCAAUUUGACUCUCUUUUGGCGCUGUUGCAUACUUUGCAGCGCCAAGCGAAUUCAAAUUGGCAGCCAGCAAAUGCAGCUCUCUUGGUGCGCGACUCUCUUUCGAUCGUCCGCACUCUCUGCGCUCUGCACGCAAGAGAGCUGCAUUUGCGACAUUUAAUUUACCGUUAACUGCAAGCACUACAUUCACAAGCAAACACCAACACACACACACGCGCAGACACACAGAACGAGCGUUACAAAGGCGAACUACAAAGCAAAAGAGAAAGGAAGCAAGAG
Drosophila mojavensis is the source of this 10728-nucleotide messenger RNA. RefSeq names its product DNA N6-methyl adenine demethylase (gene Tet). NCBI's taxonomy places the organism in Eukaryota, Metazoa, Arthropoda, Insecta, Diptera, Drosophilidae. Gene Ontology annotation, biological process: positive regulation of transcription by RNA polymerase II; oxidative demethylation. Bases 773 to 9559 code for a protein of 2928 amino acids. The record is from RefSeq and is a predicted model, not a curated record. Gene Ontology annotation, cellular component: nucleus. The transcript has 11 exons. Gene Ontology annotation, molecular function: DNA 5-methylcytosine dioxygenase activity; zinc ion binding; DNA binding.